Molecule: messenger RNA, 236 nt
Organism: Echinostoma caproni
Lineage: Eukaryota; Metazoa; Platyhelminthes; Trematoda; Plagiorchiida; Echinostomatidae
Source: the annotation of a GenBank genome assembly
CAUUUACAGUGGACUUGGCAGAACCAGCUGCAACCGCGGGUCGAGUCAAACCACCCGAUCGACAAGCGUCAAGUCAACAAGAUGACAGAAAUCGUUCGCCAGCUGAAAGUGAUCAGCAAACGGAGGCGGAUGAUGACAUCAUCGUUUCUCCUCUGAAGGUAAAACCAAUACCUGUCCCCGUGGAGAGGUUGGAUGACGACGCGGAUUCUACGGUUGAGGUACGUUAUUCUACGUGA